This is a messenger RNA of Phytomonas sp. Hart1, 1365 nucleotides long. The record is from the annotation of a GenBank genome assembly. NCBI's taxonomy places the organism in Eukaryota, Euglenozoa, Kinetoplastea, Trypanosomatida, Trypanosomatidae.
AUGGGCAGACACGAGGAGGCCAAUUUUGGCAACGUCCAAAAAAAUUCCCCUGAUAUGGGGAGAUUAGAGGUGGGUCCGAAUCAGGGGAAGGAUAAUACUGAGGACACAUCCGAUGAGCCAUCUUCAAUUUUAAGUACCGUUAUUGCACUUCUAACUACCCUUGUUCCUUACGGUGGCAUGAUUUCUACCAUUUUCAGCGUUGCCGCGACGUCAGUUGGGGCUGGUAUCAUGGGCUUACCCGCAGCUUUCAGCAGUACUGGGAUCAUCAUGGCUAUCGUCUAUCUCAUUCUUAUCACGGCGGAAACUAUCUACUCCAUGCGGUUAUUGGCGCAGGCAGCUGACAAAACUAAGUUGCGUUCGUAUGAAGAGAUGUCCGCACUUUUUCAUCCUAAGGCCUAUAUUGUAGUGGGUAUUCUACGUGUACUGAACACAAUGAGUGGAACCAUUGCCUUUGUCGCUACCGUUGGGGACUUGUUGAAACCUAUACUCAAAUCUAUUGACGCAACACCCUCAUUCCUACGUGGAACGGUUGGACUCAAGUUAUUACAUGUCGGAUUCUGGUUUGUCUUUAUGUUCCCUUUCUCAUUUCCUCGGAAGUUCAGCUCCCUCCGAUAUGCAUCAAUUUUCGGGAUGAGCUUCAUGUUUUACCUGAUUGUUGUUGUUAUAGUGCACUAUUUCAUGUACGGAAUCAAAGCCGAUCCGCCCGCACGUACUAAAUUGAUAAAUACAGGAAAUACCGCACUCAACGGUAUGGGUAUUUUUAUAUUUGGCUACAUGUGCCAAAUCAAUUGCCUGGAAAUCUAUUUCGAAAUGACCAAGCGCAGCGUGAAACGAUUCACCUUGUGCAUAUCUAUCAGCCUUAUCUUCUGUGGUUUGUUGUAUCUUGCGACCGGCUUAUUUGGGUACAUGGAUUUCGGUGAAAUAACAGGGUCGAUUCUCCUUGAAUACAACCCUAUUAAAGAGCCACAGAUUUUCGUCUGUUACAUUGGUAUCUUUUUCAAGGUAUGUGUUUCGUUUGGGCUUAUCAACAACACCUGUGUGUGCGGACUAUUUCCGUUGCUUGGUUUGGACCCACAGACGGUUUCCUCCAAAAAGUAUAUCAUGGGUUCUGUAGGAUUGGCUUUCGUUGCUCUUAUACUUGCUGUUUCCGUUCCUAACAUUACCAUGGUAUUUGGAUUGAGUGGAGGUGUAUGUGGAGGCACUAUUGGGUUUAUUUUCCCCGCGCUGUUCAUAAUGUAUUCUGGGAAUUGGAAUCUGAGAUCCGUUGGAAUAAUCAACUUUGUGAGUACCUACCUUGUGCUCAUCGGAGGUGUUGUCGCAAUUGUAUUUUCAACAGUGUCCGUCGUUCAUUCGAUGAUCAGUUAA